Penicillium chermesinum is the source of this 1215-nucleotide messenger RNA. Its product is annotated as SDR family oxidoreductase. Bases 1 to 1215 code for a protein of 404 amino acids. The transcript is spliced from 3 exons. NCBI's taxonomy places the organism in Eukaryota, Fungi, Ascomycota, Eurotiomycetes, Eurotiales, Aspergillaceae. The record is from RefSeq and is a predicted model, not a curated record.
AUGCCCUCUGCAAUUGUGACAGGCGCGACCGGUAUUGCGGGAAGCGCCAUCGUAGACCAGUUACUCAAGGAUCCAUCUUACGAACGGAUCUACUCCUUUUCGCGCCGGGAUCCAGGAUAUGAUGAUCCAAAGAUCAAGCAUGUCGCUCUGGAUCUCCAGGGAUCUGUGCAGGAGAUGGUCAAGAGCUUCAAGGGAAUUUCCGCCGAGGUGAAUGAAAAACUCCUAUCCAAUUUCCUCGAAGCUCUUGAAUCCACCGGAGCGGCAAAGAGAAUCAAGCGGUUCAUCUUGACGUGUGGUUUCAAACAGUAUGGUGUGCAUAUCGGACCGGCAGAGCAACGCCUUCUCGAAGGGGACCCGCUAUUGGAACAGAGCCGACGCAAAGUUUCAUGGCCUCCUAUAUUCUAUUACGACCAGCAGCGUAUACUGGCUCACGCUGCCAAGAGAGGGGGCUGGGAGUGGGUUGCGACUCUCCCCGAAAACGUUUUGGGAUAUGCUCCAGGGAAUUUCAUGAAUGAAGCCAUGGCACUCGGGCUCUAUUGUGUGGUGAGCAAGAUCCUCCCGGGGUCCGAGCUACCAUUUCCGGGAAGUAAAGCGAACUACUUCACUUUCAAUUGCUGGACUUCGGCCAAUCUGCAUGCCAAAUUUUGCCUCUGGGCCGCGAAGGCACCUGGCGCGGGGAAUCAGAUAUUCAAUGUCAUGAAUGGCGAUACGGAGUCCUUUCAAAAUUUGUGGCCUCGUCUGGCUUCGCGAUUUGGGUGUCGUAUUCCAGACCCUAUGUUUCCCCACGGCGGUACCCCUGGAACGCAGGGCUUCAAGGCCUAUGAUUCAUCGACGAUCCGGCUGCAAAAUAUUCCUCUCCUCAAAUCGGCGGCGGCGGCGCUAGGUCUUUCAGCUGAUCCCAUCCUUGAGAACCCUCCAACGCUAUUCCUUCAAAUAGACCCGGAAAAAUGGGCAAAGAGAGCGGAUGUGUCGACUGCGUGGGCCAUUUUGCGGAACAAGUAUGGUCUGGAUCAGAGGGCGUGGGAGAAGGCAACAUGGAGUUUCCUGACCACCACCUUGGGGAGAGACUGGAGCUGUGUGGGAAGUAUGAGUAAGGCGAGGAAGUUGGGCUGGACUGGAUAUGCGGAUACCUGGGAGGAGCUGGAGGAAACAUUCCAGGUCCUUGAGCGAGAAGGCGUCUUGCCGCCAGUAGACCAGCUGAAGGCAGACUUCUAA